AUGGUACAGACCUGGCUCGCACUGCUAAGCACAUCAUACGAUCCUGUAAAGCUUCACAAGAUCUGCAGAAAACAAGGUGUUUAUCAGCGUCCCAUCUCGCAGCCAGAGUACCAAGAAACCAGCUGCACACAAGCCAGUGCCCGUCAUACAACCAGCAGCACUCAAGCCAGUGCCCGUCAUACAACCAGCAGCACACAAACCAGUGCCCUUCAUACAACCAGCAGCACACAAACCAGUGCCCGUCAUACAACCAGCAGCACACAAACCAGUGCCCGUCAUACAACCAGCAGCACACAAACCAGUGCCCUUCAUACAACCAGCAGCACACAAACCAGUGCCCGUCAUACAACCAGCAGCACACAAACCAGUGCCCGUCAUACAACCAGCAGCACACAAACCAGUGCCCGUCAUACAACCAGCAGCACACAAACCAGUGCCCUUCAUACAACCAGCAGCACACAAACCAGUGCCCGUCAUACAACCAGCAGCACACAAACCAGUGCCCGUCAUACAACCAGCAGCACUCAAGCCAGUGCCCGUCAUACAACCAGCAGCACACAAACCAGUGCCCUUCAUACAACCAGCAGCACACAAACCAGUGCCCGUCAUACAACCAGCAGCACACAAACCAGUGCCCGUCAUACAACCAGCAGCACACAAACCAGUGCCCUUCAUACAACCAGCAGCACACAAACCAGUGCCCGUCAUACAACCAGCAGCACUCAAGCCAGUGCCCGUCAUACAACCAGCAGCACACAAACCAGUGCCCGUCAUACAACCAGCAGCACACAAACCAGUGCCCGUCAUACAACCAGCAGCACUCAAGCCAGUGCCCGUCAUACAACCAGCAGCACACAAACCAGUGCCCGUCAUACAACCAGCAGCACACAAACCAGUGCCCGUCAUACAACCAGCAGCACACAAACCAGUGCCCGUCAUACAACCAGCAGCACACAAACCAGUGCCCGUCAUACAACCAGCAGCACACAAACCAGUGCCCGUCAUACAACCAGCAGCACACAAACCAGUGCCCUUCAUACAACCAGCAGCACACAAACCAGUGCCCGUCAUACAACCAGCAGCACACAAACCAGUGCCCGUCAUACAACCAGCAGCACUCAAGCCAGUGCCCGUCAUACAACCAGCAGCACACAAACCAGUGCCCGUCAUACAACCAGCAGCACACAAACCAGUGCCCUUCAUACAACCAGCAGCACACAAACCAGUGCCCGUCAUACAACCAGCAGCACUCAAGCCAGUGCCCGUCAUACAACCAGCAGCACACAAACCAGUGCCCGUCAUACAACCAGCAGCACACAAACCAGUGCCCGUCAUACAACCAGCAGCACACAAACCAGUGCCCGUCAUACAACCAGCAGCACUCAAGCCAGUGCCCGUCAUACAACCAGCAGCACACAAACCAGUGCCCGUCAUACAACCAGCAGCACACAAACCAGUGCCCGUCAUACAACCAGCAGCACACAAACCAGUGCCCGUCAUACAACCAGCAGCACUCAAGCCAGUGCCCGUCAUACAACCAGCAGCACACAAACCAGUGCCCGUCAUACAACCAGCAGCACACAAACCAGUGCCCGUCAUACAACCAGCAGCACACAAACCAGUGCCCGUCAUACAACCAGCAGCACACAAACCAGUGCCCGUCAUACAACCAGCAGCACACAAACCAGUGCCCGUCAUACAACCAGCAGCACUCAAACCAGUGCCCGUCAUACAACCAGCAGCACACAAGCCAGUGCCCGUCAUACAACCAGCAGCACUCAAGCCAGUGCCCGUCAUACAACCAGCAGCACACAAACCAGUGCCCGUCAUACAACCAGCAGCACACAAACCAGUGCCCGUCAUACAACCAGCAGCACACAAGCCAGUGCCCGUCAUACAACCAGCAGCACUCAAGCCAGUGCCCGGUCACACAAGCUUGUGCCCAAUCUCACUCUGCAAUUAGCUACACAAGCCUAUAUACGUCCCACUCGUGCCCAGUCACAAAUGCUUGUGCCCAUCUCACUCUACAAUUAG
This is a messenger RNA of Bombina bombina (fire-bellied toad), 2034 nucleotides long. RefSeq lists its product as uncharacterized. The transcript is spliced from 2 exons. The coding region runs from base 1 to 2034 and encodes 677 amino acids. NCBI's taxonomy places the organism in Eukaryota, Metazoa, Chordata, Amphibia, Anura, Bombinatoridae. The record is from RefSeq and is a predicted model, not a curated record.